Molecule: messenger RNA, 1530 nt
Organism: Penicillium waksmanii
Lineage: Eukaryota; Fungi; Ascomycota; Eurotiomycetes; Eurotiales; Aspergillaceae
Exons: 3
Coding region: 1-1530 (509 amino acids)
Source: RefSeq, a predicted model, not a curated record
AUGUGUCGUUGCAAGUCCGGAACCCCCCCUGGUAUGACAAAUGCAGACACACUUAAUAUGCUUGGCCGAGCCCUUCAUUCAGCCACAGUCGACUCAACAGAUGGAGUUUACUCUAUGAAUAAAACCUCCCUUGACAAAGGCUGGUCGGGUGCAACUCUGUUUCAGUAUAGCGAUAACUCUAUUGAGGUCAAAUGCUUGACGUGUUAUGUUAAAGGAGUGGUGAACGGUGCUCUGGCCAUCUCUGGAGACUUUAACUUAACCAAGACAUUGGAUGGUUUCAAAGACGAGGUCGCAAAUAUCACGGAAAGGGUCAUUGAUCAAAUUGAAGAAUAUGCGGAAGAUGUUUCGAACGACUUGAGUGAUGAAAAUUUUAAGAUAAGGGCUUUUCCAACGCUUGACUUCGAUUUGAAUCUUCAAAAUCUUCCCAAAAUCCCAGAGGCUCAUGUUCAUUUUGAUUUCGUUGACUUGGAAAUCUAUCUGGACCUUGAUAUUAUUCUGAAUACAGGGGCCACCUAUAGUCUGAAUCUUUUUACAUCGGAGACUCCUGCAGGGUUUUCUGUUCCUGGUCUCACCGCCGGUGCCGUGUUCAGUGUCGAUCUUAUUUUAAUCGCGGAAGCUCAAAUUGACAUCGGAAGUGGAAUCCAUAUUAAACUUGAUGAUGAUCUCAGCUUCGACCUGGAACUUUUCAGCAGCAACCUCUCGAGUAUGACGCUUCCAUCGGGGUCCUACGAAUUUCUGCCUGUCACGAUAGAAGGCCAGGGAUCUAUUCAGGCGAUCUUGAGCCUCAAGACAAGUGUCGGAUUUGAAUUUGCAUCUCAUGAAUUGAGUGUGUUGCCAAGCUAUAGCGCAGGUGUUAGUGCCGAAAUUUUCGCCUAUGUUGCGGAUUUCCUGAUGAGUGUACAAGGCUCAUCAGAGGGAAAUGAGGAUGAUUGCGAGCUUGCAGCGCUUGCAGAAUAUACUGUUGCAGUGGGUGCAGCAGCCGGUGCUACCGUGGCAGUUGACGACUACUCCUGGGGCCCAUCACCCAACACAACCGUUCCUCUCUGGUAUACCACGCUCGCCAGCACAUGUGCAGAGAGAAAGUCGUCAACGGAAGCAUCACAGAUUACAGAUCACCCUCAGAUUCAAAAUCGAGAUAACUUAAUUACAACAUCUGUCACAUCUGAAGAAUCCUACACAAUUGUGAGAUGUAUGUCGUCUGGCUUGGCGAAUUGCCCCGCAAACCUCCAAAACACAACUUCUUACGAAACUACCGUGACUUCUAUUGUGACUGUUGAGUCUGGAGUCGAACCGACCUUUCCGGCCAAGACGCUUGCUUCCGUUACAAGUGCAAUUCUAUUUGGGACGAAUGUCAAGAGACUGUAUUCAACAACCGGAGCGCCAACACCUUAUACUCCCUCCUCUACAUCCAGUUGGAAUAAUGCUCUGGAUGCUACGACUCACGGAACAAAUAAGAAGCUCAUCAUUGGUCUAUGCGUAGGGCUGGGGGGGUCCUUUUCUCAUAAUAUUAAUACUUGGAAUAUUGUAUGA